This is a messenger RNA of Rhagoletis zephyria (snowberry fruit fly), 1440 nucleotides long. RefSeq names its product Phosphatidylinositol glycan anchor biosynthesis class K (gene PIG-K). Gene Ontology annotation, molecular function: GPI-anchor transamidase activity. Lineage: Eukaryota; Metazoa; Arthropoda; Insecta; Diptera; Tephritidae. Gene Ontology annotation, biological process: attachment of GPI anchor to protein; proteolysis. Gene Ontology annotation, cellular component: GPI-anchor transamidase complex. The record is from RefSeq and is a predicted model, not a curated record.
GAAAAACAAACAGCUGUUCGAAAAUCAGCUGUGGUUGUGCUGUCAAAAAAAUUAAAGUUUGUUUAUUUCUUCAGCAUAGUUGUGUUUAAAAUGAUUAAAUUGAAACAGGCACUUCUACUUGCUUGCUCUAUUUGUUGUUUAUUAACACAAAUCGCUAGCCAGGAGACCAACAACCAGCUACCCGAGAAGUAUGUAGAAUCUGUGCAACGUUCAACGCACACCAACAACUGGGCUGUGCUUGUGGAUGCCUCGCGGUUUUGGUUCAACUAUCGCCAUGUGGCCAAUGUGUUGAGCAUCUAUCGUUCAGUGAAGCGGCUAGGCAUACCUGAUUCACAGAUUAUACUCAUGCUGGCUGAUGAUAUGGCUUGUAAUCCGCGAAAUCCUCGCCCCGGACAGGUUUAUAAUAAUGCCAAGCAGCAUAUUAAUGUUUAUGGUGAUGAUGUGGAAGUAGAUUAUCGCGGCUAUGAAGUGACCGUGGAAAAUUUCGUGCGGCUGCUGACAGGUCGCACACAAAAUGGUACAGCUCGUUCGAAAAAAUUGCUAACCGAUGCUGGCAGUAAUGUGCUCAUUUAUCUGACUGGUCAUGGGGGCGAUGGUUUCCUUAAAUUUCAAGAUUCCGAAGAGAUUACAAGUCAAGAGUUGGCUGAUGCUGUCGAGCAGAUGUGGGAGAAGAAGCGUUACAAUGAGCUAUUUUUCAUGGUAGAUACCUGCCAGGCGGCUUCUUUGUAUGAAAAGUUUACCUCACCUAAUGUGCUGGCAGUGGCAAGCAGUUUGGUGGGCGAAGAUUCGUUGUCGCACCAUGUUGACCAGUCGAUUGGCGUAUAUAUGAUUGAUCGUUAUACCUACUAUGCGCUAGAGUUUUUAGAAAGAGUUCAACCUAACAGCAAAAAGACAAUGGGCGAAUUUCUACAAGUUUGUCCCAAACGCGUCUGCAUUUCCACCGUUGGUGUACGUAAAGAUCUCUAUAGGCGUGAUCCAAAUAAAGUGCCGAUAACAGAUUUCUUUGGUUCCAUACGUCCCACACAAAUCUCCACAGGGCGUGUUAAUAUUACGCUAGCCGAAGAAGAAGAUUUUAUUAACGCCGCGAUUGCCGCUGAAGAAGAGGCAGCUCAACGUAGCACCUUCAAAGUGGAAUUCCCGACCCAAUUUCCUACAGAAUUAUUUAAAUAAAUACAAAACAUCUAUUAGACUGAAGAGUAUUACAUAAAUAUCAGAAACAUAUUUUAUGCGCUGGUCAAAGCUUUAUAGAUGAAUGCGGGAGUAUUGCUGAUAUGAAAAAUGUACGCCUGUUUAUAAAUAUGUCAGCGUAAAUUAUAAUUCAUAACGAACUACUGUCUUUUUUUGAUACUGAUUAAUAUUUGCAUUUAUAGAGAUUUCAAAUAUGUUUCAAGAAUUCCAUUAAAUCUAAAUAAUCGUGUAAAUCUACGGAAAAAAGUUCAA